GGGGACAGGGUGUGUGCUGUUCAGUUCAUGUUUGUUAGUCAAACUGACUGGAUAGUGUAACGCCCCUGACUUUCAGCCUCUAUAUAAGCACAUUUAUAUAUAUAUAUACAUAUACAACGUAUCUAACUCUCCAUGGAGCAGGAAUCACGGGAAACGACGUCUGCUGGUGGAGGGGAGCCUGUAAACAGGAUGUUGGACGGGGUUGAUUCGUCGUCGUCCGUUGAGCCCGACGUGGAAAACAACAAUAACGCACUUUCUGCAGAGAGAAAUCAUGUUUCCACCGUACCUCGAGGUCUGUUUCAGAAUGACGAGGAAGAUGAUGAGGGUGAGAGUGAUGAUGACAGUGGUACAGACCACUUUAACACUGAGAUAUCGGGGACACAGCUGCAGAGAUGUGAGCGUCAUGGAGGAGAGACGUCAAAUCUUCCUGACACCUUUCAGACCAGCCACCUGCUGCUCUACGAGAGGUUCAAGGCUUAUCAGGACUACAUGCUCGGAGACUGUAAGCCCUCCGAGGUGAAGGCCUUCACAGCAGACUACCUGGAGAAGGUGGUGGAGCCUUGCGAUUGGCAGGCUCUGUGGUGUACUAAUGUUUUUGAUGUUCUGGUGGAGGUCUAUGAUGUGGACCUGAAGGAUCUGAAGGCAUGCGUGAGGCUGGUGCUGCCUCUGCAGUGUGAUACCAGAGGCUGUGAACUCACAGAAGAGGCCAUGGAGUCUCUGCUGGAAGCCACCCAGCACAAAGUGCCACUGCAGGAGCUGCAUGUGGUCUAUGAAGUGUCUGGGGACUUUGAUCAGACUGCCCUUGCUCUGGAGCACCUCAGGUUUUUCUAUAAGCACAUCUGGAGGCAGUGGGAUGAGGAAGAUGAAGACGAUGACUUUGACUACUUUGUUCGUUGUGUGGAGCCUCGUCUCAGGCUCCACUACGACAUCUUAGAGGACAGAGUCCCCACAGGCCUGGUGGCAGAGUACCAGACCUUACUGGAGAAAUGCUCCCAGUGCUUCCAGCAGUUCUCUGCGCUGCGCAGUGGUCUUAGCCCUGACUCAGACUCUGAGCUGGACAACGUGUCAAUGGUGGAGGGUCUGAAGCUCUAUGACCAGCUGGAGACAUACAAACGUAAACUGCACAUCAUCGAGAACCCCCUGUUGAGGUAUGUCCUGGGCUACAAAGGUAAUGCCAGGCAGCAGUGUGUGCAGAGCCGUGGACCCAGACCAUCGGGUAUGAAGGUGGUCCAUGUAGUCACAGCCUCCUGCAGUACCAUGCAGCUACAGUCCCUCCUCAGUGCCAGACUGCUGCCUCUGUGCUCCUGUGGGGACACUGAGAUCCAGUUCCACAGAGAGCCAGUAUCAGCGGUGGACUCGUGCCAUCAGGGUGACGUGGUCAUUGUUCUCCCAGGCAUCUACAGUGUGAAUAGCUCCAUCUUAAUACCUGACUCCAUCACUAUGGAAGGCUUUGGCUUUCCUGAUGAUGUGGUGAUUGAAAAGAAAAACAAGGGCGACUCAUUUGUGGAGUCCACUGGAGCUGAUGUCAGACUGUCUAACAUUAAGUUCAUCCAACACGAUGCUAUCGAAGGAAUUCUCAGUGUCCGUCAGGGAACUCUGAACAUGGAGAACUGCGUGCUGCAGUGUGAGACCACCGGAGUUAUCGUCCGAACAUCGGCCCGUCUCAACAUGAACAUGUGUGACCUGUAUGGAUCCAAGGGAGCUGGUGUAGAGAUUUACCCCGGCAGUGUUUGCAGUCUGGUUAGCAAUGGCAUCCAUCACUGUAAGGACGGUAUCCUCAUCAAGGACUUUGCAGAUGAGCUGGAUGUCAUGCCGUCCAUCACGUUGGAGAAUAAUGUGAUCCAUAACAAUGAAGGCUACGGAGUGAUUCUAGUGAAGCCUAACACUGGGGAUCAACACAGAGCUCCUCUGGACAGCGGUGAAGAAGACCCUGCUGGACAGACAGCUGAAGACAGACAGCCAGGAGGAGUUUCAGAUCAUCCCCUCACGUCCACAUCAUCAUCAUCAUCAUCAUCAGCGGGCUCGACCACAGCAGCUGUUCAGCCCGAGUCCACAGAGCACAGCAACAGCACAGAUGGUGACUUGGCCCCCAUCUCAGGCAGGAAGUGGCAGUUUAGUCGUCAGCUGAGCAGAAACAAGGAGAUGUCCUGCAGCCGAGCCGUCCAGGAUCUUACUGACCACCAGAUCUUCGUCUCCAUUCAGGGAAACCAGUUCAAACGCAACGGCAUGGGUGACUUUGGCACCUUUUUCUACUGACAGUCACUUACACUAUCCAGAGUAUUCCUGUAUUUUAGCAUAUUUCACAUUCAUAUUUUAGCUGAUUUCUUGUGUUUGUUUGUCAAAUUUGUUUUGCUGCCUCACACUGUGCAGACAGUGAUAACAGGAGGUGUGUUGUGAUCAGUUGUACACUGAUUGUAUAUGUUUCUAACAGCACUUUGACCUUCUUGAAGUGCAGUAACAAUUAAUGGAUCCAUGUUUGAACUUUUAUCUUAUUUAUUCCUAUGGGCUCCUGAUGCUGAACAUUUUUAAUUUUUAAUGCAAUACUAGUUUGAAACCCACUCAUCACUUUGAAUGUAAUUUUGGUGGUUUGCCUUCAGAUCUAAUGAUGUUAUCCUGAAGGUGGUGGCUGGUUUAGGACUGAGCACUAAUGUUCACAGUUUAUCUUGAGUUAGAAGUGAUUUUCACACGGUGCCUAUGUGUGGUUUUUCUUUCUUGCUUUCCUUCUUUUUUUUUUAAGGUUGUGGGAGAAGCCCAAUGGAACUGAACAGUGUUGUUCGAUAGACAGAUUAUUCAAAUGUGGCAGUGUUUGGUUUAAACUGCUUCUUGUGGAAACUGUUAAUGUAAUGAAUUUCCUGCAGAUUAAAAAGUGUCUAUUGAAACCUCA
This is a messenger RNA of Lates calcarifer (barramundi perch), 2884 nucleotides long. RefSeq names its product SHC SH2-domain binding protein 1 (gene shcbp1). The transcript is spliced from 13 exons. Lineage: Eukaryota; Metazoa; Chordata; Actinopteri; Centropomidae. The record is from RefSeq and is a predicted model, not a curated record. The coding region runs from base 133 to 2256 and encodes 707 amino acids. Gene Ontology annotation, biological process: fibroblast growth factor receptor signaling pathway.